AUGGCAACACCCACCCCAUCGGCGGCGCGCGCCGCCUGGCUCUCGUCGAUCGAUGCGGUCUACACGCUCUUUGAGGACACGGCGGUGUCUGCGCAAUAUCCGGAGCUGGCACGCAAGGUGGCCGGCGCAGUGGGGCUGUGCGAGCAGGUGCUGCGCGAGGUGGGCGAGGCACACUGUGCACUCAGCUUCAACGGCGGUAAAGACUGCACCGUGCUCGUGCACAUCCUCGCGGCCGUGCUGCGUCGCCUGCACGCCUCGUCCGGCCCGCGUGCAAUGGCGGCACUCUACAUCACCUGCCCCUCACCCUUCGCCGAGGUGGAUCGAUUCAUCAAGUUUUGCGUCAGCCCGGAGUUCGGGUACAAUCUGCGAAUCGUCGCCGUGGAUGGCGGGAUGAAGGAGGGCAUCAGGACGUAUCUCAACGGAGGAGGAUCGACUGCAGAGGAGGGAGGUAGGGAUAUCAGGGCGAUCUUUGUGGGCACAAGGAGAGACGAUCCGCAUGGCCCGCAGUUGGAAGCGAGGAGUUGGACGGAUAAAGACUGGCCGAGGGUGGAAAGGAUCCACCCGAUCCUCGACUGGACGUACGGCGAUGUGUGGGAGUUUCUCAGGUGUCCACAUCUAGCCACCUCGGAAGCGCAACUGCCGUUUGGGAGGCAGACGUUGGAGACGCAGUGGGGCACGACGGGCGCGGGCGCAAGGGGUGUGCCCUACUGCGUCCUGUACGAUCACGGGUAUACCUCGUUGGGCUCGACCUUCAAUACGCGACCCAACCCGCAACUGCAAGACGGCGACAAGUGGUUGCCCGCCUACAUGCUCCAGGACGCAAGCCACGAACGUGCCGGACGAAUCAACACCGCACAACCACCAUCGGAAUAG
Molecule: messenger RNA, 873 nt
Organism: Moesziomyces aphidis
Lineage: Eukaryota; Fungi; Basidiomycota; Ustilaginomycetes; Ustilaginales; Ustilaginaceae
Source: the annotation of a GenBank genome assembly